This is a messenger RNA of Cyclospora cayetanensis, 1056 nucleotides long. RefSeq names its product WD repeat-containing protein 92. The coding region runs from base 1 to 1056 and encodes 351 amino acids. NCBI's taxonomy places the organism in Eukaryota, Apicomplexa, Conoidasida, Eucoccidiorida, Eimeriidae. The transcript is spliced from 5 exons. Gene Ontology annotation, molecular function: ubiquitin binding. The record is from RefSeq and is a predicted model, not a curated record.
AUGGAUACAAAAGACGCGCCUCAGAUAAUAAAUCACUCCUCUGCCUCGGUUACAUACACGCCGCAUGCGGCAUGCUGGAUACCUCAAAGUAUCUGCUGCUUUGCUGGAGGAGAGGCCCCCAAGCGAACAGGAGAGCUCGAGGCAUACAGACUCAACGAGGGGCAGCUCAAGAAACAGGAGAACAAGUCGACGGAGACGGGCAUUAAGUGCAUGGCUGUGGCUCAUAGCCCAGCAGGAGGAAACUUUGUGCUUUCUGGGCAUUUCGACGGAAGUCUUCACGCUUGGGACUGUGAGUCUGUCAAUCGCGCGAUCUGGCGGCAAAAGCUGCAUGAUUCCGUCGUCAAUGCAGUCGCUGCCCAUCCAAGUAGCCCUCUGGCCGUUACGGGAGGAAGAGAGGGAACCGUGAAGGUCUGGGAUUUGCGCAUGAAGCAGCCCGUGGUCUCUCUUGAGUCAGUGGAAGGCGAAGAAGCAGCAGAGUGCUGGGCAGUUUGCUGGGGAGGGUGUACAGGGGGUCCUGAGGGGGUCAUAGGAUGUGGAUAUGACAAUGGUGACGUCAAGCUGUUUGACGUGAGGGCGAUGAAGCUGAUCUCGGAGCGAAAUCUGGAUUACGGUGUCUGCGGACUGGCAAUGGACAGGCGGGAUAUAAAGCUGAAUAAACUGCUUGUCGCAGCUCUUGAGGGUCGCCUUUUUACUGCAGAUCUCAGAACUCAGCACCCUGAGGAAGGAUUCGCCUUUCAGGAACAGAAACUGUCUUCGGGAACCGUCUGGGGUGUUUACCCGCUACCACAGAAUCGAGAGAUCGCGGCGACUUGCACGGGGGGCGGAACUGUUUCUAUUCUCCUAUAUUCGUACCCAGAUCAACGGAGCAUUGCCGAUCCUCAGACAGGACUGAUGCGAGGGGUUGUUGGCUCUCAGCAGAUUCUGAAUGACGCAGAGGUCAGCACCCAGCCAGUAGUGGCGUGGGACUGGCACCCCCAGAAGAUUGGUCUCGCUAUAUCUGCGUCUCUAGACCAGCAGAUCAGACUCACAGUCGUUACCAAACUCUCCUUGUACUAG